UUUGGAGGUGUUGCUACGCAUGCGUUGUUAUAAAUUGUGAGCUGUAUAAAAUAGGAAGAUAAAGCCGGUCUUUUCCACUUUUAAAAAACGACGGUGUGGUUGAGAAGUUAGGUUAAGUACUUAAAAAGAUAAAGAAAAUUUAAAAUGAGUAAACCACAAUAUAAAGUUGCCGAUAUGUCUUUGGCCGAUUGGGGUCGUAAGGAAAUUGAAUUGGCCGAGAAAGAAAUGCCGGGUUUGAUGAGUUUGAGAGAAAAAUAUGGUAAAACUAAACCGUUAAAGGGGGCCAAAAUAGCUGGAUGUCUUCAUAUGACGAUUCAAACUGCUGUUCUUAUUGAAACUUUAUUGGAACUUGGAGCCGAGGUUCAAUGGUCCAGUUGUAACAUUUUUAGUACCCAAGAUCAUGCAGCUGCUGCUAUUGCAAAAAGAGGAAUCCCUGUAUACGCGUGGAAAGGCGAAACCGAUGAUGAAUACAUUUGGUGCAUCGAGCAAACCCUCGUUUUCCCCGAUGGACAACCUUUAAACAUGAUUCUGGACGAUGGGGGCGAUUUAACCAAUCUCAUUCACACCAAAUACCCCCAAUAUUUAGAUAACUGCAAAGGUGUCAGUGAAGAAACUACAACUGGAGUUCAUAACCUUUAUAAAUUACACAGUGAAGGAAAAUUAAGAGUUCCUGCUAUUAAUGUUAAUGAUUCAGUGACAAAAAGUAAAUUUGAUAAUUUAUAUGGUUGUCGUGAAUCUUUAAUUGAUGGAAUUAAACGUGCAACAGAUAUAAUGUUAGCGGGAAAAGUUUGUAUUGUCGCAGGAUAUGGAGAUGUAGGAAAAGGAUGUGCGCAAUCUUUACGUGCAUUCGGUGGAAGAGUAAUCAUAACAGAAAUCGAUCCGAUAAUCGCGCUUCAAGCGGCGAUGGAAGGGUACGAAGUAACCACAAUGGAAGAAGCAUCUAAAGAAGGACAAAUUUUCGUCACAACCACCGGAUGCAAAGACAUAAUUCUUGGAGAACACUUUAUGAACAUGCGCGAUGAUAGCAUCGUAUGCAACAUCGGGCAUUUCGACUGCGAAAUUGACGUUUCUUGGUUGGAGAAAAACGCCAAAAAUAAAGUAAACAUCAAACCGCAAGUUGAUAGAUACGAGUUAUCUAAUGGAAAACAUGUUAUUGUGUUGGCGCAAGGACGUUUGGUUAAUUUAGGUUGCGCUACUGGGCACUCUUCAUUUGUUAUGUCAAAUUCAUUUACCAAUCAGGUUUUGGCACAAAUCGAAUUGUGGACUAAACCAGAUCAAUAUAAGAUUGGAGUUUACAUGUUACCCAAAACGUUGGAUGAGGAAGUCGCCAGAUUACAUUUGGCACAUUUAAACGUUAAAUUGACUACUUUAACUGUUGAACAGGCUAAAUAUUUGGGAAUUCCUCAAAAUGGGCCAUUUAAACCGGAUCAUUAUCGUUAUUAAUUUUUUUUUGUCAUUUUAAAAAUAAUUAAAAAGAUAUGAAUAAAAUAAUCCAUAAUAAAUAAA
This is a messenger RNA of Onthophagus taurus, 1506 nucleotides long. RefSeq names its product Adenosylhomocysteinase (gene Ahcy). Gene Ontology annotation, cellular component: cytosol. Gene Ontology annotation, biological process: L-methionine cycle. NCBI's taxonomy places the organism in Eukaryota, Metazoa, Arthropoda, Insecta, Coleoptera, Scarabaeidae. The record is from RefSeq and is a predicted model, not a curated record. Gene Ontology annotation, molecular function: adenosylhomocysteinase activity.